AUGGCGGUUGUUAAUAAUGAAAAUAUGGUACAGCAGCAGACACCCAGUCCACAAACUACGCCAGCUCAAUCUACUACAUCACAAGUAAAUACAAUGACUCUUACAAGUACUACUACAAGUACUGUAAUAAUAUCAGUCCCACCAGCAUCUAUAAAAACACAAGAUAUUUCAGAAAGUGUGAAAGAUGAUAAGUCACAGAAUAAAUGUAAAAAAAGUGAAGAAAGUACGGAUGAGCAGCGAGAAAAGACGAAGAAAGAUUGUGAGCAUCAAAGUAAAGUUAAAAAAGGUGAUGUGGGUGGAGAAAAGGAAGGUAAAAGUGAACACCAUGAUAUUGAAAAUAAACCUAAAGGAAAAAAGAAUGGCGAAAAUGAACAGAACAAUAAAAAACAAGACAAUGAAGAAAAAGAUAUUACAACUGUUAUACGCGAAAUACCAACUACUGUUACAGUAGAAGUACCUUUAACCCUUUUUAGGGAGCACACAACUACAGCGAUUUCAAAAGUGCCAAUUAUAAAUUAUUCCCUAACAACAUUUACUGAGAAGGAUACAACAACAAAAACAUUCUUUAAAACAGCAACAGUAACAAGUGAAAUAUUCGAAACAACAACUUUGACUACAGAAAUAUUAAAAACAACUACUGUCAGUGUCAUUAAUCAGCAAACUACUGACUACGAUCAUAAAGAAAACGAACUAGAUGAUGAGAAUAACUCUAAAAUUCCAACAUAUGACGUCGAUUAUAAAUUUCCAGGACAAUUUAAAGAUAUUGAAGAUAAAUUCGCGCGUUUUAGAUCUAAAAAAAUCUUAAAAAAAGACAUAGACAAUUUAUUAAUGAAUUUGUGUGAUACUAAGUCUAAAAAUUACGAUUGUAUUUCGCCUUUUUUAGAAGAUAAAAAAAAGAGAGAAUUUACUUGUACUGAUAAUCAAAAAUCAACGGAUAAUGAUUGUAAAUCAGAAAGUAUUAAAACAGUUUAUAUUUCUGAUACUAAAUCACAAGAUGCUGUCUUUGAAAAUGAAAAGAUAAGCACGGUUUACAUUACAAAAGAACCAUCCGUUGAAAAACUUACAACGGUUUUUAUUACACGGGAACCCGAAAAAGAAAAUAUUAGCACAGUUUUAGAAACUACACCACCAUUUAAUGAAAAAACAACUACUAUUUUCGUAGCACCACCAUCACCUGCAACAGACUCACAUGUCGAACAAGAAAAAACCAAAACCGUUUUUAUAACACAAUCUUUAGAAGCAAAAAAUCAAGAUAUUUUAGAUAAAGUAAGUACUGCACUUGUAACAACCCUAAUUAACGCAAAUACUCCUGCCACACAAGAAGCAUAUAGCACUGUUUUUAUUACUACUUCAGUUUUAAUUCCUACUCCACAAGUUGUAAAUCAGGCACCCGCACUUGAUAUUUUACAAACUGCUGAUAUAAAGAAAAAAGAGGAUAAAACACCUUUGAAAUCUAAAGAAGAUUGUGACGAAGAUAUUAUACCUUUGCUUAAGGACCUUAUUCAGACUACACUUGCCAGUGCAAAACAAAAACAUGCUAAACCUAAAAAAUCCAAUAGAAAAAUUUUUAAAACGUUUUAUGCAAAAAGAAAAAAAAGAAAGUGCAAUCCUAAACGAGAAUGUUCGGACAAGAAAGGUCAACCUAUGGAAUACGAAAAAAUUUGUAAUGAAGAUCAUAAUGUUUAA
This is a messenger RNA of Vairimorpha ceranae, 1686 nucleotides long. RefSeq lists its product as hypothetical. The transcript has a single exon. Lineage: Eukaryota; Fungi; Microsporidia; Nosematidae. The record is from RefSeq and is a predicted model, not a curated record. Bases 1 to 1686 code for a protein of 561 amino acids.